CUGCUGCACGUCUGUUUCAACUUGUGAUGUAGCUUGUCCUGGCAAGCAGUCCGGCAGUCAGUCUCAUUAUAAAAUAAAGCUACCUCAAGAAGUAAUUUGCUCAUUUACAGGACCUCCAGAGGGUUGAGAGGUACCAACUAAAGUUGCAUAUAUCUUUAAGCUUUGUAAACCUCUGCCUCUUCCCCCAUUCUCUCUUUCUCUAAAGCAAGGCAGAACCUCUUGGAAAUGAUGGUACUGGAAACUCUGAAUCCAAUGCACUACAUCACCAGCCUAGUACCAGAUGUGAUGCAAGUGGCCACAGUGCCCAUCCUCAUUCUUAUGUGCUUUCUAUUUCUCAUAUGGAAUCAUGAAGAAACAUCAUCCAUACCAGGGCCAGGAUACUGUAUGGGAAUUGGCCCCCUCAUUUCACAUGGAAGAUUUCUCUGGAUGGGAGUAGGUAAUGCCUGCAACUACUACAAUAAGAGAUACGGAGAAUUUGUGAGAGUUUGGAUCAGCGGUGAAGAAACAUUAAUAAUCAGCAAAUCUUCAAGUGUAUUCCAUGUAAUGAAACAUUGGAACUAUGUUUCUCGAUUUGGGAGCAAGCUUGGAUUACAGUGCAUUGGCAUGUAUGAAAAUGGGAUCAUAUUUAAUAACAACCCAGCACACUGGAAAGAAAUUCGACCCUUUUUCACCAAAGCCCUGUCUGGUCCUGGUCUCGUGCGUAUGAUAGCCAUUUGUGUUGAAUCAACAAUUGAUCACCUGGACAAACUAGAAGAAGUGACCACUGAAGUAGGAAACAUCAAUGUGUUGAAUCUUAUGAGACGGAUCAUGCUUGACACAUCUAACAAACUCUUUCUAGGGAUCCCUUUGGAUGAAAGUGCCAUUGUACUUAAGAUUCAGAACUACUUUGAUGCUUGGCAAGCACUUUUACUAAAGCCUGACAUCUUUUUUAAGAUUUCUUGGCUGUGCAAGAAAUAUGAAGAGGCAGUCAAGGAUUUGAAAGGAGCAAUGGAAAUCUUAAUCGAACAGAAGCGACAAAAGCUUUCCACUGUUGAAAAGUUAGAUGAGCACAUGGAUUUUGCAUCCCAGCUGAUUUUUGCACAGAACAGAGGAGAUCUGACUGCUGAGAAUGUGAACCAGUGUGUGCUGGAGAUGAUGAUUGCUGCUCCUGAUACUCUGUCUGUGACUCUCUUCUUCAUGCUAAUAUUGAUUGCUGAGCACCCCACAGUGGAAGAGAAGAUGAUGAGAGAAAUUGAAACUGUUAUGGGUGACAGAGAUGUGCAGAGUGAUGACAUACCAAACCUGAAAAUUGUGGAGAAUUUUAUUUAUGAGAGCAUGAGAUACCAGCCUGUUGUGGACUUGAUCAUGAGAAAAGCUUUACAAGAUGAUGUGAUUGAUGGCUAUCCUGUGAAAAAGGGGACAAACAUUAUUCUCAACAUUGGACGUAUGCAUAAGCUUGAAUUCUUCCCAAAGCCAAAUGAGUUUUCUCUUGAAAAUUUUGAGAAGAAUGUUCCUUCACGCUAUUUUCAACCAUUUGGAUUUGGCCCUCGGGGCUGUGUAGGAAAGUUUAUUGCCAUGGUAAUGAUGAAAGCAAUUCUGGUGACUCUUCUGAGACGGUGCAGAGUACAGACAACGAAAGGAAGAGGACUUAACAACAUCCAGAAAAACAAUGACUUAUCCAUGCACCCAAUAGAAAGGCAGCCUCUGCUGGAAAUGGUUUUUACACCAAGAAGAAAUACAAACAAGAAGCAGAGUGACUAAAAUGGAUCAGCAUUAAAGUUAGAGGGCAUUCUCAGCCAGUUACAUUAAGAAGUGCCCCUCACUCCUAGGUAAAGAUAUAAUGUAAAAUAUUUUGUUGCCCCUAAGUCACUACAGCUCCAAGUGACCACCUGUUCUGCCCAUAAAGUAGAACUAAAGUUCUGGCCAUAACUUCAAUGUAACAAAAUAAGACCAAAUUUG
This is a messenger RNA of Oxyura jamaicensis (ruddy duck), 1938 nucleotides long. RefSeq names its product aromatase. Gene Ontology annotation, molecular function: iron ion binding; heme binding; monooxygenase activity. The transcript has 9 exons. NCBI's taxonomy places the organism in Eukaryota, Metazoa, Chordata, Aves, Anseriformes, Anatidae. The record is from RefSeq and is a predicted model, not a curated record. Bases 226 to 1740 code for a protein of 504 amino acids.